This is a messenger RNA of Penicillium macrosclerotiorum, 1263 nucleotides long. RefSeq names its product phenylacetaldoxime dehydratase family protein. The record is from RefSeq and is a predicted model, not a curated record. The transcript has a single exon. NCBI's taxonomy places the organism in Eukaryota, Fungi, Ascomycota, Eurotiomycetes, Eurotiales, Aspergillaceae. The coding region runs from base 1 to 1263 and encodes 420 amino acids.
AUGCGCCUGUCAACAUCGCCAUGGACAAGACAUUCUUCGCAUGCUAUAUGGCCUAUUCGAGUCGUGCCAGGUCACCGUUUUAUCUGCACACGAACGUUCCCUCUUCGACAGCCGCCCAACCACAACCCCACUCCGAGGCUGCACCUACAGUUCCCCUCGGACGUGGAUAGGGUCUUCACAGCGUACAUCGGCGUAAAAGUGACCAAGAGCAAAUCUGAAGACUCCCAGACCAGCAUAUCCGCCCUCCCACAACCAUACGCCCACGUCCAGCAAUGGCUUGCGGACCCCCAACACGCCCCAUCCUCAACCGAACAGUUCCAGAUGUUAGAUGAUACAGUGAGCCACCUUCUCACGGGACAGAAUGUAUCUCCCUGUAAUACCCCUGCGAUAGCCCCUCAAUCAGGGCAGUACUCCUCAGUCUGGGCCUGCUACUGGACCGACGAAGCCCACUUCAGAAAGAGCCUCGCAACCCUCAACCUUCUACAGCUCUAUCGUGGCCUCAACCCAGCCAUGAAACCCAGAACUAGCCUGUGGUCCGAGAGUUUCGUGAGCGAUGUGUCGCGCCUGGAAACGGUGUACUCCGCGACAGACUACUUGCCCGGGCUUGCCCGGCUACCAGGCACGACGACGACAUCGCACUUGCACACGGGGUACUGGGGCGCAGCGCGAGACCGAAUACCUGGCUCCGGCCAGGAUCUCUUUGUGCAAAGCAGGGGUGCAGAAACGCCAAGUGCGGAGCUGCCACGCUCCUCUGGGACAAUGGGAAUGUCGGUGACGGGGACCAACCCGGCAAACAUGGUGCACAUCCGGUCCGGCCAGUUCUGGGGGUCUUGUGACGAGGAAGAGCGGACGGCAUAUCUACAGGCUGUGGAGCCAAAGCUACGGACUGGGCUGGCUUAUCUCUGGGAUGCGUCGGAGGAGAGUGGAGCGACUGGGGUGCGGUACCUUCAAAAUGUAGAGGCCGUCGGCAAGGUACAUUCAGCAGGAUCGACGGAAUUUCGAGAACUAGAGGAAUCUUGCGUGACGGGAUUCUUCAGAAACAUGGGCGACCUGGAAAACUGGGCGUCACGACACCCGUCGCACUUGGCGAUUUAUGCGGCGGCUGUUAAGCAUGGCAGGCGAUUUGGUGAUGCGCGCAAGUUUCGGACGUGGCAUGAGGUGUCCGUUUUGAAGGAUGGAGAAGCACGCUUUGAGUAUGUGAACUGUGCGUUGGAGAUGGGGGCUGCGAGGCAGAUGGUUGUGUUGAAUACGGAAGCAUUAUAG